Messenger RNA from Lontra canadensis (Northern American river otter), 4715 nucleotides. It is a transcript of the gene OPHN1, whose product is annotated as oligophrenin 1. Gene Ontology annotation, cellular component: cytoplasm. Gene Ontology annotation, biological process: signal transduction. The record is from RefSeq and is a predicted model, not a curated record. Lineage: Eukaryota; Metazoa; Chordata; Mammalia; Carnivora; Mustelidae. Gene Ontology annotation, molecular function: GTPase activator activity; protein binding. Bases 357 to 2807 code for a protein of 816 amino acids. The transcript is spliced from 24 exons.
UCAGGGUUGCCCGCGGAGUUCAGCAAAGGAAAUCUUCAGUUAGCUCGGAACAAGGAGCGGGGAGAGGAAGCUUCCAGUCCCAGCGUCCACCCCAGCCUCCACCCUGGGCGGGCCAAAGUGUCACGUUUGCAGUUGCUCAGGAAGUAUCCCACUGGUCUCCGGAGGCAGGCUGGGCUGCCUGUCUGGGGAGGCAAUGCCUUGGGGGCAUGCUGCUUGCUAGGCAGAACCCUUCCAGGAUCGGACUGCAUUAGUUAGGUCUCUGUGUCACCUGAAGCAAUUGCCGGCUGCCUGCUUCCGGUGGAGACCAGCCAGUUCUACCCAGGAAUCUCAAAGGAACAGCCCUCGCCAUCAGAACCAUGGGGCAUCCCCCGCUUGAGUUCAGCGACUGCUACCUGGACAGUCCCGAUUUCCGCGAGAGGCUCAAGUGUUAUGAGCAGGAGCUGGAGAGAACCAAUAAAUUCAUUAAGGACGUGAUCAAAGAUGGCAACGCGCUUAUCGGCGCAAUGAGAAAUUAUUCUUCAGCUGUUCAGAAAUUUUCUCAGACACUUCAGUCCUUCCAGUUUGAUUUUAUUGGAGACACUCUGACUGAUGAUGAGAUUAACAUUGCUGAAUCCUUCAAGGAAUUUGCCGAAUUGCUCAACGAAGUAGAAAAUGAGAGGAUGAUGAUGGUACACAAUGCUAGUGAUUUGCUGAUUAAACCCCUGGAAAAUUUUCGGAAGGAGCAAAUAGGCUUCACCAAGGAGCGGAAAAAAAAAUUUGAAAAGGAUGGUGAGCGGUUUUAUUCCUUGCUGGAACGGCACUUACAUCUAUCUUCCAAAAAGAAAGAAUCUCAGUUACAAGAGGCAGACCUCCAGGUGGACAAGGAGAGGCAGAAUUUCUUUGAGUCUUCCCUUGAUUAUGUUUAUCAAAUCCAGGAAGUUCAGGAGUCCAAGAAGUUCAACAUUGUGGAGCCAGUUUUGGCCUUUCUUCAUAGUCUCUUCAUUUCCAACAACUUAACUGUGGAGCUCACGCAGGAUUUCCUCCCAUACAAACAGCAGCUCCAGCUCAGUUUGCAGAAUACAAGAAAUCAUUUCUCCAGUACCCGAGAAGAGAUGGAAGAACUUAAGAAAAGGAUGAAAGAAGCUCCCCAGACAUGCAAACUUCCAGGACAGCCUACCAUUGAAGGCUAUCUCUAUACACAAGAGAAAUGGGCUUUGGGAAUAUCCUGGGUGAAAUAUUACUGCCAGUAUGAGAAGGAGACCAAAAUGCUCACCAUGACACCUAUGGAGCAGAAGCCAGGUGCUAAACAGGGGCCUUUGGACUUAACCCUGAAGUACUGCGUGAGGAGGAAGACAGAGUCUAUCGACAAAAGGUUCUGUUUUGAUAUAGAAACUAAUGAAAGGCCAGGAACCAUCACUUUGCAGGCCCUUUCAGAAGCUAACAGAAGGCUAUGGAUGGAAGCCAUGGAUGGAAAAGAACCUAUCUACCACAGCCCCAUAACAAAACAGGAAGAAAUGGAGCUGAAUGAAUUGGGGUUCAAGUUUGUUAGGAAGUGCAUCAAUGUCAUUGAGACCAAAGGGAUCAAGACAGAAGGAUUGUACCGUACUGUGGGCAGCAACAUUCAGGUUCAGAAGCUGCUGAAUGCCUUUUUUGAUCCUAAAUGCCCAGGAGACGUUGAUUUUCAUAGUAGUGACUGGGACAUUAAGACAAUCACCAGCUCUUUGAAAUUCUACCUCAGGAAUCUUUCUGAACCUGUCAUGACCUAUAGACUUCACAAAGAGCUGGUCUCUGCUGCCAAGUCUGACAACCUGGAUUACCGGCUGGGAGCUAUUCAUUCCCUGGUAUAUAAGCUGCCUGAAAAGAAUCGAGAGAUGCUGGAACUUCUUAUAAGACACUUGGUCAAUGUAUGUGAGCACAGCAAAGAGAAUCUUAUGACCCCCUCCAACAUGGGUGUUAUCUUUGGGCCCACUCUGAUGAGAGCUCAGGAGGACACUGUUGCUGCCAUGAUGAACAUCAAAUUCCAGAACAUUGUGGUGGAAAUUCUAAUCGAGCACUUCAUCAAGAUCUAUUCAGGUCCACCUGAAGAAAGUUCUACACCCCCAGUGCCUCCACCUCGAGUGACAGCAAGAAGGCAUAAACCAAUCACAAUUUCAAAACGCUUGCUGCGAGAAAGAACAGUUUUUUAUACUUCUUCCCUGGAUGAACGUGAAGAUGAAAUCCAACAUCAAACACCCAAUGGUAUUAUCACCAGCAGUAUAGAACCCCCGAGGCUACCACAAUACCCCAAAUUGCCUAUUCAGAGGAGUGGGGAAGCUGACACUGGGAGGAAGUCUCCAAGCAACUGGCCUGUUUCAGAUGGCAAGUUGGAGUCCUGUCCUGAAGUGGAUGUGGGGAAGCUGGUGUCUAGACUGCAGGAUGGUGGGACCAAGGCCAUACCAAAGUCCACCAAUGGACCUGUGCCAGGCUCUGGGCCCACAAAAGUCCCCUCUUUCCACAUAAAGAGACCAGCUCCUCGGCCCCUGGCUCACCACAAGGAGGGAGACUCUGACAGUUGCAGCAAAGUGCGGCCUCCAGGAGAAAAGCCUACCAUUGUUCGUCCCCCAGUGAGGCCUCCAGAUCCUCCGUGCCGGGCAGCUACUCCCCAAAAGCCAGAACCAAAGCCAGAUAUUGUGGUUAGCAAUGCAGGGGAAAUCCCAUCAUCUGUGGUGGCUUCCAGGACCAAGUUUUUUGAAACAGCUUCCCGAAAAACAGGAAGGUUUUACAAUCCUUGGCCUCAGAGGACCCUUCACAGGUUCUGGAAAGGUCUUCUUCAAACUCUUCUGUGCUGAGUCAUUUUGUGCUGAAGAGAGCACCUCCUUCUUGGCCCUGCAACUUCAGGCUCUAGGAUGCUAUAAAAUAAGGGGCACAUAUCUUAGACACAGAUUUAUUUCUCUUAUGUAUUCUGUCUUUGUUCCCUCUGAAGGUCUAUAUUGAGCUCCUAUAUGAUUGUGAAUGGCUAAAGUCCCUCAAGCCAGACUGUAGAAACCAAGCUAUCUACUAACCUGAGUCGAAGAAAGGAGCUUAGUUUUCAACUCUUCUCUGAAUUUCCUGUCUCCUCAAAAGACCAUCAAACUCUGAAAUAUUGGGACUAAAGACCGAUCUCAGAAUUCUUGCCCUGAAUUAAAAGCUACUUGAGUUGGGGCCAUUGCUUGCCUUGGAAGUAGAAGUGUAGGAAUGUUUGUCAAACAUUGGUGAAUCUUAACAUGUCUCUUACUGAAGAUAAUGACCCUGGCACCAGGUUGGAGCUCUGGCACUGCAGUAUAUUUCCAAGAACUGUCUGCUCCUUUUGGGUCAGACAGUAUGUGUGAUACCAACCACAACUUCUUCAUGUGAACUCAGGAUGGCGGCCUUUCUGUUUUUGCAUACAACCACUUAGGACAAAUCCGCAAAGGAUAUUUUGCAUGUUGAAACCUAGGUCUGUUUGGAUUAUUUUUCUUCCCAUUUUUUCCCCAACAGCUUAAUUUCUAAGAAAUCAAGAAAGAAGCAAAAGCUGAGAACAGUUCUUUUAAAAAGACAGACAAUAUUUGUCCUGCAGAAGUUCCAUUUUUGGGUCAAAUACUGGGAAAAAUAGUUAAGAUGGAUUGAGGCCAGGCAGCUGGCAUGUUGCUUCAUAUUUGCCUUCUGCAGAUAAGCUCUUUCAUCUCCUCCAAGAAGCAACCCCUGGCCCAGUGUCAGUGGAUUCAGAAACUCCAUGAAGUUUCUGAAAUGGUAUGCAGAAUUCCAUGACAAUGUGCCUUUUCUGGGGAGAUGGUCCAUAACAUUCUACUGAUUUUCAGAUGGGCCUGUGACCCAAUAAAGGUUAAGAACCACAGCACUUGAGAUAAAAGACUUUUUACAAUACAUAAAGUAUUUUAUUGGAAGGGCCUUCCAAAAUUAUUUAGUCCAAGUAUCUAGUUUACUAUUGAAGAAACGGGCAGAGAAAAUUAUCAGCCAUGCCUAAACAAGUCCUUAGGUCCCUGGGCUCCUGUACAAGUUUCUUUCCAUUAUACGAUACUUGUCUAAUGAGGAGCUUAUGAUUGGUGGCUUUAGUGGUCAUCAUUUUGAGUGUUUUUGGCUUUUACCCUCUAUCUUGAGCCUCCCAUAUUCGUUAUCAAGUGGAAAGCUUUCAGGCAUAAGCUCCUGGUGUUCCAUUUGCCUUUUCAAUCAUUGGAAAGCAACUAAAACACAACUGGUGCAGUGACUCAGAAAUCUGAGUAGAUAUUUCUGAUUUCUUGUUUAUUGAUAGGAAGCUGCUGGGGAAAGUGUCACUGCGUGUGUUCCCAUGUUCUCUGGGCCAUAAUCCGUCUUUGGAGUCUGUGAAAUUAUAAUAUGGCCAAGUAUGAGAAAAAGAGCUUUUCUACUUGGACCCUUCUAGCAAGACCCUGACUAUGGAACUGAGAGAGAAGCAUAGAGAUGGGUGGAGGGAGGAGAAGGAGAGAAGAAAGGAGAGGGAGCCGGAGGAAGGGGAAGAGAGAGAAUACACACAUGCCCAAACCAACUCUGAGAUGCCUUUGAAGCAGUGUUACUAAAAAAUGAUAGCCACUUUUAAGACUGAACUCAGUAUCACCCAUUGGUGAAUUAGUAACAUGUAGGCCUUUGUGGAAGUAAUUGAGUGGAAACUUGAUGCUGUUCCCAAUAAAGACAUGCCCAGGUGGCCAUGUAAAACUCUCUCAGCUCUACCUGGUGUCAGAGUCCAAGUUAAUAAGAACCAGGAGCAA